UAAACCGCCAUCCUUCUUGAAAAGCAAAGCAAAUUGCAGCUGAAAGCGCAGAGAGCGCCGCAAUCUGUUCUGCUGCGAAAAAAAAUAUGUCCACGUUGCACGUCUGCAGCGUCAUCCAGGCUCUCUUCUGCCAAGAUGCCGCAGUUUACGAUUUGGGUUUGGAACUGCUGCAAAGAUUUAGCCGCCUAAUCUGCGUGAAACCGGCCUGCCCCGACGGCCGCUAUGUUCCCCUUCUCCGAGCCUUCAACACGUGUCCAGGAAUGACCCAGUUCACACAACCCCCACUCCCGGGACGCCAGAAACUGCCGGGCACCUCUGCCGCCCACGUGGAUUCCCCCCAGCCUGGAGAAGGAGGCGGAACAGUCGCGGCGCGCCUCCGCCAAUCAGGCGCCGCUUCGCCGCCGCGCUGCCCAAUCAGCACCCGGCAAGCUCAUUUCAAACUCUGCCUUCUCGGACUUCGAGUGGAACCGGGAAGCGCCUUCCCCCCGCCCAAUCCGGAGGCCGGAGGGGCGUGAGUGGCAGGCCGAGGAGGGGCUUGGGGGGGUCCCCUCUUGAGAAAAGUCUCGGCAGCCCCUCGGGGAGGGAGGGGGUCCUCGAGGAAGCGCUUCCUUCGCUCUUUGCCCGGCUGUCAAACGAGGAAAAACUCCCAGGGUCGCUUUGGCAUGGCGAAAGGCCGGCGGAAGAUGCCCCAGCCCAAGCCGGGGAGGGCGGCGGCGGACGAGGCGGCGGACGAGGGCUCCGCAGGAGGAGGAGGAGGAGGAGGCGGCGGCGGCGGCGGCGGAGACAAGCGAGAGCCGGCCCGGCCCAGGAUGAACGGGGAGAACAUAUUCACUCGCCAAUCCAAAAUCUACAGUUACGUGAAUCCCGGUAAAACGUCCGCCUCUCGGCCCCCGCUUCAAGAGGAGAAUUCUGCCACACAUCCUGAGACGAAAGGGCAAACCUGCAAACUUGAAACUUGCCAAAAACUGGAAGACCGAGUACAGGUUGGUGACUCGACCUCCGGUAUUGCAAAAUCCGACAGCCAGCACAGCAAAGCAACCGAAUGUGAACCUUUAGCAUCUCUCUCCAGCCCGAAUCCCAAACCGACGGAAACUCACAAACUCCCGCCAGCCAAAUCAGACGAGGUCACCAGCCAAAAGCAGGUCCCGAACAAGGCAGGCAAAAAACCUGCAUCCCGAAGGAAAGGAAAAACACCGCCAAACCGAAAGGUAACUGAUUAUUAUCCGGUUAGAAGAAGUUCCAGAAAGAAUAAAAAAGAAUUACAGACAGAGGAGAAGAAACGGAUAGAUGAGUUAAUCAAGAGUGGGAAAGAAGACGGAAUGAAGAUCGACUUCAUUGAUGGCAAAGGCCGGGGCGUCAUUGCAACCAGGCAUUUUAACCGGGGUGAAUUUGUGGUUGAAUAUCACGGAGACCUCAUUGAAAUUACGGAUGCUAAGAAACGGGAAGCGGCUUACGCCCAGGAUCCAUCGACUGGCUGUUACAUGUACUAUUUCCAAUACUUGAGUAAGACUUUCUGUGUCGAUGCCACGAAAGAGACCGACCGCCUGGGACGUUUGGUGAAUCACAGCAAGUGUGGGAAUUGUCAGACGAAGCUCCACGACAUCGGUGGCGUCCCCCACCUCAUCUUGGUGGCUUCCCGAGACAUUACAGCUGGCGAGGAGUUGCUGUACGAUUAUGGGGACCGGAGCAAAGCUUCUUUGGAGGCCCAUCCCUGGCUGAAACACUAAGGGGCUCCCUUGCACGCGAGUAAGCAUUGGAUGUCCCUUGUGGAAGAUCCAUUGGCAGCUCUUAGGGGUGGAUACUUCCAAGAGAUCUCCUUUGUGGCCAACUGAAAGGCCAGCAGGGACGACGGAGUCUUCACCUGAACGGACUUUUUUAUUAUUAUUAUUUCUAUCUUUUCCUUCUCCUCCUCCUCCUCCUUCCUUCUUCUUCCUCUGCUUCUUCUCCUCCUCCUCAUCUCCCUCAUACUUGUCCUUCCAUCCUUCUCAUCUUCCUUCCUUCCUUCCUUCCAUCCUUCUUCUCCCCUCUUUUUUCUUCGGCAUCGGCUUCACAGAGAUCCCUGCUUCAAUUCGUCCUUCCCGUCUGUUCGGGAAUCUUUGAAACAUUCAGAUUUCUGCACUCUACAGAUAAGUUGUUUUUUUUUUUUUUUUUAAAUGCAACUUCUUGAAACUGAUCUAAGGUGGGACCUGCUCAAGAAAGGGUGAACAAAUCUCCAAUGAAGUUUGUGAAGGAAACCUGCUUUCCCCCUUUCCUUAGCGAGGCACCAGUGAAGGCGGACAAGAACGCUUGAGGGAUGGUCUGGCUUUCCUUAAGACAGGUUUGGGCUCUGGGUCCAGGAUUAUCACCUCCGUUUGGGGGGGUCUGGGGAUCUGGGGUGAUCUGUGCCUCAAAAGCUGGGGGAGAAGAUCAUGUCUCUGCUAAACGGCCGGGGGAUGGAGAGCUGGUUCAGGAGAGCAGCUGGAAGAACCCAAAAACGUGGUCUUUUCAAAGCAGCCUGUUUGCAACCUCUUUCUAGAAAGAGGAAGAAAAUUGGAAAGCAGUUUUCAUCUCUGCUGAGAAUCACUGGACUUUUUGGCCAGGAAGGAGCUACAGAGCUCGCAAUGUGAAAGCCAGUGUCAGCUUGUCCUUCAGGAGCUUGGCUCUCCGUAUGUGACUGGGGGAUCUGGUUGUGCUGUCGGCUGUUUUAUCUUUUUUUUUUUGCUAUUGUGAGCCAUCAAAACUGCCAUUGGCAAGCAGAGAAAGGAAGCAGGCAAUGGAGGCAGGGAGGGAACGUGACAAACUCUAAACAGCCCAUAGUUUCCUUUUGCAAGUUCCUCAGCCCAGUUUUACCUCUUCUCUCCAAGUUUGCAAAGUAGGUUGCUGGGUAUUGCUUGAAAAACAUGUUGCUUGUCUCUUGGUGGCAACACGACAUGGGAAAACCAGCAGAAAAAUGGCUUUUUAAUUGAACGUGGGGCUCAGUCUUAAACAGGGACUUUUAGCAACCAAGUGUUUUAGGAUGAAAUCACUUCUCGCAUCAACUGUUUGGAUGGAGGUAUAUUAACUUGGCGUUCCCCAAAUUGGAAUUUCCGGCUUGUAGAAACAGCGAAUGGAAUGGAUUCUCUCCUGGAAAGAGUGGAUUGGGACUACAUUUCCCAGAAUUCUUAGCUCCCACCCCUGGGGGCGGGGCUAGGUGAAGGCUGCAGUGAAGCACUUUGGGAGGAGAGAAUUGUGAAAUGCGUAAGAAUUAGGAGGCAGAAUCGAGAAACACGUUUCCCAAGUUUACUUCCGGGCCAGAGAUUCACGUAUGCCAUUUUUUUCCCCACGCCCAUCUGGUGCUCUCCAGAGGGGUGGGGAUGACACAUCUGGCUGGGAAUCCUGGGAAAUGUAGUCCCAGCUGAGCGUCACACUCUUGCGGGGCGAGAGCGCUGUUUCAAACUCUGAUGCUGGCGCUACAAAAAUUGGGGACUUAAGGCUGAUAAUGUGUUUUUUAGAAAUGAUUAAAGAGGAAUGAUCUGUACAAGAGUCUAAAUAAAGUGAACUAUUUAUUAACAA
This is a messenger RNA of Crotalus tigris (Tiger rattlesnake), 3531 nucleotides long. It is a transcript of the gene KMT5A, whose product is annotated as lysine methyltransferase 5A. The transcript has 8 exons. NCBI's taxonomy places the organism in Eukaryota, Metazoa, Chordata, Lepidosauria, Squamata, Viperidae. The record is from RefSeq and is a predicted model, not a curated record. Gene Ontology annotation, molecular function: histone H4K20 methyltransferase activity; protein binding. The coding region runs from base 663 to 1727 and encodes 354 amino acids.